Molecule: messenger RNA, 3015 nt
Organism: Grus americana (Whooping crane)
Lineage: Eukaryota; Metazoa; Chordata; Aves; Gruiformes; Gruidae
Gene: VPS26C
Product: VPS26 endosomal protein sorting factor C
Exons: 8
Coding region: 1343-2110 (255 amino acids)
Biological process (GO): intracellular protein transport
Cellular component (GO): endosome
Source: RefSeq, a predicted model, not a curated record
CGACUCGGCUUGAGGCCGUCACCGCGGAGCCGGUCUGCCCGCCCGGUGCCGUGUCCUGGCUCCUGGCUUUUCGCUGGGGCUUGCCGGCAGCCCGGGAACGUCCCGGCUGCUCUGAGGCAGCGGGGCGCCUCCUUGGAAGGCGGAAUAAGUCGCCGCCUUCUAUCUCUUCCUUUAUAGUGACGGCUCUCUGCUGCGCGCCAGUCUUUGCCGUGGUGAUGGGGCUGUGGCCGGGCUUGCAGGCUGUUGCUGCCAUCGUGCUGGGGGAAGCUUUACCUGUGCCCCUGCCCAGAGCUUUUCUCCUCCAUCACCUCUGCCCUCCCCCUGGCUCCCCCCUUAGGUCCCUACCGAGGACGCCGCGGGUUCCCGCUGGCCUCCUGUAGUAAAGCGGUGCUCAGCUCCGGCACUUCUUCGGGAUUAAGGCCUGCUUGUUGUCCUUCUCUUUCCUCUAGCUAGCGUGGCGGUACCGCGGGAGUACCGCUAACCUGUCUCUGGGCAGGGCCGCAGGGCUUCAGAGGGAAAGGAAGGAGCGAGGCCCCCUGCCAAUCUGGAGUUCACCUAUAGGGUAGCGUCGCUUCUGUUGUUUAUACUUGUGUAUUACAGCAGGACUGAUGCUUUGAUGCAGUAUGCAGGCGCGGCCAGUUGCUGUUACAGAGUCUUGUGGCUUUUCUGUGCUCUUCAAGAAACCUGAAAGUGUCUUCAGUUGUUAUUUGUAUCUGAUAGGAAAUCUGCUCUUAGAUAAAGUACUUAGGCAAGAACAGAUUUUUUUUUUUUUCCACUGGGCAGGAGUCUGAUUUCUUAACUUUUUUCACUGAUGUAGUUGUUGAUAGUGAUAAAGUGAUUGUGCAUACUUCAAUUUUUCCAUCUACUUGAGAAAAUGCUGCGCCUUUUUUUAUUGUUGAAGACUUCAAGCGCAGUUACAAAAAAUAAUUACCUGUCUCAUGCUUUUUGAGGUUUAUUUUUAUCACUGUUUUUCUCAAAAUAUUGUAUUGUUUAAGCAGAAGGUUUCAGGUCCUUUUUUGUUUUUUUUUGCUAUCCAGCCACACACUUGUAUUACAAAAAUCCCUUUCACACACAGCUUUCCUGUAUGCUAGUAGUUUGGCUGUUACAGUGUAUAAAGCACAUUUCUAAUUUAUUGGAUGUUUUUAAUGCUGGAAAACUGCUUCAAGUGGAUUUGAAUGGACAGGUAUGCAGCAUCUGUUCUACAAUUGUCAAAUCAUCUAGACAAUGACUUUCAUAAAGCGGAAUUAUCAGUUGGAACAACACAUCCUUUUAGGAAAUUCUUUCUGGAGUCGUGGUCAUAACAAGUAAGGAUACAGUCCAGCACCAAGGUAUCUCAUUAACAAUGGAAGGAUCGGUAAAUCUGCAGCUUAGUGCCAAAAGUGUGGGUGUGUUCGAAGCUUUCUAUAACUCUGUCAAGCCUAUUCAAAUUAUUAACAGCACUAUUGAAAUGGUAAAACCAGGGAAACUUCCCAGUGGCAAGACAGAAAUUCCAUUUGAAUUUCCAUUGCACAUGAAGGGGAACAAAGUUCUGUAUGAGACAUAUCAUGGUGUCUUUGUUAAUAUUCAGUAUACCCUACGGUGCGAUAUGCGACGUUCUCUGCUGGCAAAAGACCUAACUAAGACUUGUGAAUUCAUUGUCCAUUCACUGUCACAGAAAGGGAAACUGAUGCCUAGCCCAGUAGACUUCACAAUUACUCCUGAAACUUUACAAAAUGUUAAAGAGAGAGCCUCACUUCCAAAAUUCCUCAUCAGAGGUCAUCUCAGUUCUACAAACUGUAUCAUUACACAGCCAUUAACAGGGGAGCUGGUAGUGGAGAAUGCAGAGGCUGCAGUCAAAAGUAUUGAGCUGCAGUUAGUGCGUGUGGAAACCUGUGGGUGUGCAGAAGGUUACGCCAGAGAUGCCACAGAGAUACAGAAUAUCCAGAUCGCUGAUGGGGAUGUCUGCAGGGGCCUCCCGAUUCCUAUAUACAUGGUGUUUCCCAGGUUGUUCACCUGCCCUACCCUGGAAACAACAAACUUCAAAGUUGAGUUUGAAGUUAACAUUGUUGUCCUUCUGCAUGAUGAUCAUCUCAUCACAGAGAACUUCCCGCUGAAGCUCUGCAGGAUGUAAAUAGCCAGAGGAGAAUCACUUAAGGAUUUACAGAAAAAGGACAAAAUUCAUUAGAGGCAAAGUGAAAUUUUAUCCAUGUCUCAUUUUAACUGAAAACAUCACUUCCUUCUCCCUGCUGGUAGUUCUUGUGCUUUCAGUUGUCUCUAAAUCCUGCUAAGACUUUUAGCCCGCCUUACUGUAGCCUACAUGGAUGUAUUGAUCCAGACAGCUGUCAGGUCUCUUUUGGACUUCAACAACCGUGUUUUCCCCAGUUUUUCUCAGAUAAAUCCUGAAGGAAUAAUUCUGUAUUUCUAUAAGUUGCAGAAAUAUGUAAUGAGUUUCUCUCCUUUUUUCAUGUUGUAAUACUUGUUCCAAAAUCCUUUAAAGACCUCUUAAACCUAGUAGGUCCUGUUAUAUGUGGUGUAUAUAUACUGGGGGGAGGGUAGGGGACUUGUAAUAUAAUACUGUCUUUGAAGGUAAAAUAAAUGGUGCUACAACAAUGCAGGGUGGUGAUGCAGGAUGAAUAUCGCAAGAUGAAUGUGAUGUGAAAUGAAUAAUGAUGUGUAAUAACACUGAGUGUAUUUUGGUCAAAUUGGGAGUAUGAGUCUGUACUGGAGGAAUUGAUGUCGUUCUCUUGUGUCUGGUUUUUCCCUGGGCUCUUCCCUGGGUUAGAAAAACAAUGACCUUGCUUCAUCUUUGCAAUUUAUGUAAAGUAAUGCUGAAAAGGAUCAGGCAAGUUUAUAGUUUGAGAAUAUACUUACUCUUUGCAUUAUGCUGUCUUCCCUUUUAUAAGACUUCCACAGCUCAGUUUUGAUAUGAAAAAAGAGUCUGUCACAUGCCAAACAGCACCACUGAAUUGUUGCAGAUCAGCCUGGGCUGCUGGUGGGAAAACUGCAUUAAAGACUUGUACCCUGGGGCACCUUUUA